CCAAAUCCAAUAUUCACGAGUCUCACAAAAUCAGGCUUCGCUCAUUUCUCAAUUCUCACAAAAACCCUAAAUACGCAGCACCCACUUCAGCCGUGCCGUCUCUCUCCCUCCGUCGGCGUUCUACCAUUCAUAUCCACCAUGGUCAUGGAAUUAGAUUGUCCAGCCAGUGUCAGAAAGCAAUUGGCAAAGCUGUUUGCAGAAUCUUUGAAAGCAAUUGUGCCUAGUGAACCAGAUGUUGUGCCCUUAAUUGAUGCUUGUGUUGCAAAAUCUGGUGUAAAACAUGCUGAUUAUCAAUGUAAUAAUGCAAUGAGUCUCUGGGCUAAGAUUAAAGGGAAGCAAACAGAAUUCAAAAAUCCCCGUGCUGUUGGAGAGGGCAUCGUGAAAAAUCUCCCUCCAUCAGAAAUGGUAGAGUCAUGCUCUGUUGCUGGUCCUGGAUUUGUGAAUAUUGUCUUAUCAAAGAAGUGGAUGGCACAGAGCUUACAGAGGAUGCUUACCGAUGGUAUUGAUUCCUGGGCACCUCGACUUCCAGUCAAGAGGGUUAUGGUUGACUUUUCCUCACCUAAUAUAGCAAAAGAAAUGCAUGUUGGUCACUUGAGGUCAACCAUUAUUGGAGACACGUUGUCCCGAAUGUUUGAAUUUUGUCAGGUGGAAUCCCUUAUCCGCCGAAAUCAUAUUGGUGACUGGGGCACUCAGUUUGGGAUGCUGAUUGCAUACCUCUUUGAGAAAUAUCCAGACACAGAUGAGGUUAAUGAAUCCAGUAUUGGAGAUCUACAGGCGUUCUAUAAGGCCUCGAAAUUGAGGUUUGAUAGUGAUCCUGAAUUUAAGCUCAAUGCACAGCAGUCAGUGGUCAAGCUACAGAGAGGGGAUCCCAAGUAUCGUGAGGCAUGGCAGCAAAUUUGCAAUAUUAGUAGGACUGAGUUUAACAAGGUCUAUGAACGCCUUAAAAUUCGUUUGGAGGAAAUGCCAGAGAGUUUCUUUAAUCCAUAUAUCCCUCAAGUCUUGGAGAAAAUGGAGAAAUUAGGACUGGUUGAAGACAGUGAUGGUGCACGUGUGAUAUUCGUGGAGGGUGUAGACAUACCACUAAUUGCUGUGAAAAGAGAUGGUGGCUACAAUUACUUUUCAACCGAUCUAGCAUCACUAUGGUAUCGUCUGAAUGUUGAAAAGCUUGAGUGGAAUAUAUAUGUUACAGAUGUUGGCCAGUGGCAACAUUUUGACAUGGUUUUUAAGGCCUUCAGGCGGGCAGGGUGGCUUCCAAAGGAUGAAAAUGAAUUACCAAUAUGCACUCAUGUAGGUUUUGGUCUUGUUCUUGGCGAUGAUGGAAAGCGAUUCCGGAGUCGCAGCAGUGAGACUGUUCGAUUGGUUGAUUUACUUGAUGAAGCUAAAAAGCGCUGUAAAGAUGCUCUUCUUGAACGCGAUAACGCUAAAGAUUGGACUGAGGAAGAGGUUGAGAAAACAUCAGAGGCAAUUGGUUAUGGAGCUGUUAAAUAUGCUGACUUGAAGAUCAAUAGAUUAACAAAUUACACUUUCAACUUUGAUCAGAUGCUUAAUGAUAAGGGAAAUACUGCUGUUUAUUUGCAGUAUGCACAUGCUAGGAUUUGUUCCAUUAUCAGGAAAUCUGGUAAAGACAUUGAAGAACUAAAAAAGAAUGGGAAUUUGGUGUUGGAUCAUGAGGACGAGCGUACAUUGGGUCUUCAUCUACUACAAUUUACUGAGGUUUUUGUGGAGUCAUGCUCGAAUUUAUUACCAAGCGUGUUGUGUGAAUACCUAUAUAAUUUAUCCGAAAUCUUCACAAAGAAGUUUUAUUCUAACUGUCAGGUCGUUGGGUCUCCCGAGGAAACCAGUAGAUUGUUGUUAUGUGAAGCAACACUUGUUGUGAUGAGAAAGUGUUUCUAUCUCCUUGGAAUUGAACCAGUUUAUAAGUUAUGACCCAUCUGAAUGGGAAUUCAAGAGCAAGAUGUUUGGAAUAGACUUAUUUAUUUUUAGUGCACAGAAGUGUAGGAAACUUCCAAUAUGAAAUUUAUUGCAAGAACCACUCUGUUUUGUUCUUUUUUUUUUUUUUUGCAUUUUAAGGUGAAAGCUGAAAAGUAGUAGACUUAAGAUCCUUCAUAUCAAAUUUACUUACAAGUCCCUUAAAAUUUUCAGUUUGGUGUGAUGAAACGAUUUUUUCAAUCAUUUAACAGAAAGUAAGUUUUUUUAACUUGUUUUUGGACUAGGGGUGUUAAUGUUAUGGUUGUGUAAUUUAUUUACAGGAAUGUAAGGGUUAAUAUUAUAAAUUAUUGUGUUUGUUUCAAA
This is a messenger RNA of Cicer arietinum (chickpea), 2292 nucleotides long. Its product is annotated as arginine--tRNA ligase, chloroplastic/mitochondrial-like. The record is from RefSeq and is a predicted model, not a curated record. Gene Ontology annotation, molecular function: ATP binding; arginine-tRNA ligase activity. Lineage: Eukaryota; Viridiplantae; Streptophyta; Magnoliopsida; Fabales; Fabaceae. Gene Ontology annotation, biological process: arginyl-tRNA aminoacylation. Gene Ontology annotation, cellular component: cytoplasm.